Messenger RNA from Hyalella azteca, 1651 nucleotides. RefSeq lists its product as uncharacterized. NCBI's taxonomy places the organism in Eukaryota, Metazoa, Arthropoda, Malacostraca, Amphipoda, Hyalellidae. Bases 119 to 1651 code for a protein of 510 amino acids. Gene Ontology annotation, cellular component: neuron projection membrane. Gene Ontology annotation, biological process: synapse organization. The transcript has 5 exons. The record is from RefSeq and is a predicted model, not a curated record.
CCCGUGCAUUCAACCAAUAACUAAAAAAAAUAUUACCAGACUUGCUGUCAUUAAACUCACAUUUAACUCUGAUUACUCUUGAAAAUUUAAUUUUAACAAUUUUGAAAUCUGUGACACGAUGAUCCAAAAGUGGAUUUCGUGCCCAGCGCUGCUGCUGUGGUGGUGCACAUUGAUGAUGACAACACAUCACAGCAUCAGUGCCGUGCCUGCGUAUCAACUCACGGUGCCGCAGCCGGAGUUUGCUGAGAGGCCAGCAGAUCGAAACGUGACCGCCUUCCGGGGCCAGACGAGCAGACUGCCCUGCACUGUUCGCCAUCUCUCCGGCAAACAGGUUUCAUGGAUAAGACUUCGCGAUUUAACCGUUCUAUCUUCUGGUCGAAUUACGUUUGCAACGGACGCUCGCAUUUCCGUUCUACCAGGCAAGAAAAGAAGAACGAGGCGUUCCCUCGAGUCCGAUAACGCAAAAACCUUGCAUCCAGUCUUCGAUAAUUCUAAGAAAACAAACCCAAAGAAACUGUGUCGAGCGCGAAAUUCUGAAGCCGACAAACUCCUCAAUGUCGGACGAAAACUUCGAGCGGCCGUCGGAGAUUACUUCCUAACGGAUGGUCGAGAUGGGAAAUUUGAAUUCAAACGUGAUUGUCGGUCGAGUAUGAAAAGAUCAAAAAGAAACCAUAACAGAGCCAGUGGUCACACACGACGCCGGAAACCACAGCCAAAAUAUAAGGAAUCUCAAAACGGCUCUAAACCAAAUACUGAUAAAAUCUUUCAUCAGUGGGGCGGCCAUAGAAAACAUUAUCAUGAUGCUGAAUUUCUUGAUACAAGAGAAAAGGAUUUGUACCGAUACCAUGAUAUCCGUUAUCCAGUUAAUUCUGUUCCCAAAUCCAUUAAUAACUACGACUACAACUAUCAAGAAGACGACCCAAAUGUGAACGCAGAUUCAGUCUCCGUUGCUCUGAAUCCAUCUCAAAAAUCGAAUAAUUCUCCGAACGUGUCCAUCUUGAGAUGGAACUCGAAGCCAUUAAACGCACCUCAGCGGAAUUUGACUCUGGCGCGGCUCUCCAAGGUGGUUCUGCGACCCAUUGAGCCAGUCCCAAGCGAUGCCUCUACGCCCCACAACUCUGACAGGGACAGGGCACGAAAGCCAUGGCUGUCAGCCGUUUCAUCGUCUUCAUUGUUGCCGCCGAAUUACUUGGAAGGCGUUUGGGAACCUGAGGACUACACUCUACAAAUAAAGUUUGCAGAGCCUGGAGACGCUGGCACUUACGUGUGUCAAAUUAACACCGAACCUAAGACGGCACAGACCAUCACGCUCACCGUUGUAGAUAUGGUCGCGAAAAUUUUGGGUCCAAACGAGCUUUUCGUGAAGGCCGGUACGCCUGUUACGCUGGUGUGUCAAGUGGAACACUCGGCCGAUUUGCCAGGUUUCAUCUUCUGGUACAAAGGAACGUCGCUGGUGGACUACGAGGCUUCGGCCGGACGCAUCGCUGUCAUGACGCGCGCUGAGGGCAAAAGCGAACUUGUGUUCCGUACCGCCGACCAACACGACUCUGCCAACUACACGUGCCGGCCCUCCGGCGGCCGUGGCACCUCUGUCACCCUCAAUGUUAUAGUUGGUCAGUACCAACACGACUCUGCCAACUACACCUGCUAG